AUUCACGCAAAUAUUUAGGCCGGCUCAAAUAAUAGUAUUGGAAGGCAUUAUGUUCGACUUCCAAAGCUCGAUUACCUGACAAUUGUUAACAACCCAGGCACUCAGCUUCUCUCGGCACACUACACAUUUCCCAAGAUGAUUUGGUCAGUUACCAUUUCAAAAUCGCUGAAUAAAAUAAAAUUGGUCAAGGAAUUCAACAUAAAGGAGAUUAAGAGUUUGGUACUCUACGUCGACAAUAUCGGACAAGAAAGCGAGUCCGAGUUUUACAAGUUGACUAACCAUUACUUUAAUAGAAAGUCUCGCGUAUCCAAAAGCAGAAUCUGCCUCGAAAGGACACAUUUCCCCUGAACUUCAAUAUAAUCAACUGGACCAAUCUUACUCAGAUACAUUUGAGGGAGGUGAUUGAUAUUCAUCACAU
Kickxella alabastrina is the source of this 418-nucleotide messenger RNA. RefSeq lists its product as uncharacterized. The record is from RefSeq and is a predicted model, not a curated record. The coding region runs from base 136 to 348 and encodes 70 amino acids. Lineage: Eukaryota; Fungi; Kickxellomycota; Kickxellomycetes; Kickxellales; Kickxellaceae. The transcript has a single exon.